This is a messenger RNA of Saccostrea cuccullata (small rock oyster), 585 nucleotides long. RefSeq lists its product as uncharacterized. NCBI's taxonomy places the organism in Eukaryota, Metazoa, Mollusca, Bivalvia, Ostreida, Ostreidae. Bases 79 to 585 code for a protein of 168 amino acids. The transcript has 5 exons. The record is from RefSeq and is a predicted model, not a curated record.
AGAUGUGAGGGGUGUUUGUGUAAAGUCAUAAACAAGGAAGUAAUAUCACAAUGAACUUCUACCUGUUCAUCAGCGUUCAUGGAGCUCAGACGAUUCCUGGUAUUAUUUUUCAUCUUUUGGACGAAGGUGUUAAAUAUCUACUGCCUUAAUGGAAGUGUUUGCAUUGAUACAGCUUUGAAGUUUGGGUUCAGCAGUCUUGCUUGUAAUUUUACUGAGGAUGAUUUGAAGUUUUGGUUUGCAGAUCCGCCAAAUGGGUUUCCUUGUGAGGAGCAGUGUUUAUGGUCGGUUAAUACAGUUCCAAAUACCUUAUAUAAACUGAAAAGGGGAAGAUUCCUUGUCAACAAUACCGUAAGGAGAGUACUAAAUGUCAACAACAGAUGUCAGAAUGAAUAUACAGCGAUUGAUAUAAACGUGAGCUGCAGUACGGAUAAGUUUGGAGACUACUUUGGACUUUUGUGUACAGAAGACACAGAUUGCGGGAGAGCCAAUACAUUAUGCAUUAAGCAUGGGAAAGUUGGAUCGUGCGAAUGUAGGGAUGGAUUUGUUCGGUUGCAUGGAGAAUGUAUGGCAGGUAGAUAUCUUUAA